CGAAUGGAAAGUAUUCUCCUCGUCUCACCUCACAUACUUCAUCUCAGCUUUCCAAACCUCGACCCAAAUCUCAACCUCAGACAUGCCUCUUUUACCUUAACUUUGACAGACUGUUUGGAUUUUGUUUUUCCUUGACACACAGCAUACCUGACGAUGGCCGAGUCAGAUCACCCUAAGAAGCGCCUCACUUCCGACACGACCUUCACGACCACCACAAGCACCUUCAUAACCACGACAACGACGACUGUCCACGUAGGGAAUGUCCCUGCUGUUCUAGCGUCACACGGGAUAGAAGAACCGAGUCUGUCUUACAGAUCUACCCGCCACUGUGAUCACUACGUAAACCAGACUAACUUCAAUUCAGUUUCGACGAAGCCCCAUUCAACCCUGACGGAGUUACGAGCGUUCAUACAAGAGAAGACCACCACUAUCCAGUUGCCACCAGUUCUCUAUCGUGCCUACGAUGCUGGCAGCAUGGGAAAGAACAGCGAAGACGGGGGCUUUCAGUUACAACGCAUGGUCCAGAAAUCAAAGCCAUUGUUGCUUGAAAGUGUGACACCUGAAGUAUUUCGAGAUCUCGUGGUCAAACAUGUUCAGCAUUUUAAAGGACCAAAGGGGAAAAGAUCCUUCAACAGUCCAUGUAUCUCCUUCAGUUGUUCCUUGUUGACGACGCUGCAACGGGCCAAACGGCAACACGAAAGAGGCUAUCAGGAUGUUACCAUCGCUGCAGUGGACACAAGCGGUCUCUCCACUAACGACUUCAUCUGCCCUGUACUGGAAUUGGCAAACAAGAUCAAUUAUGUCGAAAUACGAGAGUUCAUACACUUCGACUGUAAUGAAGAGUACCUUUUUCUCAAUCAACUGCAAGGCCGAAUCUUACACGUUCCUUUCCACAUCUUGCAGAAUGAUGGUCUCAGCACUUUACUACCUGAACUGGAACUGCCCGACAUCUACAAAACUCUUAGAGAGGGUCUUGUACGAUUGAGAAGAGCAGCCUUUGGAAAGGAAUACCCUUUGUCGAACGAUGAGAUAGACGCAUGCAAACGGCUUACGAAAAACUUCUUCACCGGUCAACGAUGUUGUCUAAUCUAUUUCGCAUUACUCGCCAUUCGACGAAGACCGCCUAAUGACCCUGCGAUCGACGGGUAUGCACGUACGAAGAUGCAUGGCUGGCGGGUGUCGGCGGCUUAUGACGAUCGCGGUAGAGUGAAGCUCGACAAUCUUCACUACUUCGCCUGGAGGUACGUCUUUUCUCAUAUCGAACAGUCAGAGCACUUGGAGAUCAGGCAAUUUGCAAGGAUUGGUGCAAGGCUCAUUGGCCAUGCGAAAGAGGACGAAAAGCGUAUUGGUGCAACGAUCAUGGGAAAGAUCUGGGGAGAAUUCGACGAGUACUUGUUAGUCUGCCGGCAGCCAGCAGCAAAGCCCUUGGAAGACGGACCGACGGGCCAUCGUUACAGGCGAUUCAGAGAAACCCUUCACAGGUACAGGCAUAUUAGCCUGCGCGAGCUCUGCGCCGACCUAAAGGCAAAGGCGAUUGUGAUCGACAGGCUGGGGGAGGUGAGAAGGUGCCUCAGAGUUCUUGCUCAGAAGGAGAGAAACAUCGUCAAGGCUGAGGAGGUCGUGCAAAGACUUGGAGCAAAUGUUUGAAGACAACCGUUCGCAGAUGGAUCCGACGAAAAGAACAUCUGUGUAGCACAUGUUCAACGAUUGAUUGUGGCAUUGACUGCUACUGCUGGAGUAUCCAGUAUCUGGAACAAGACCAUGAAGAGACCUUCUGGUAUUAGGGGAUUUAUGCCAGUAUGGAGAGAGUGUGUAUGCUCUCUUGCUCGACGCCAAACUUCGACGUGCGCUUAGAGAUAUCGAAGUACCUUGUGUAACGGCAGUCGCCAACAUGCACACCGCAAAAGUAUUGUAUAAUUGAGAAUCGUUGUCAGCCUUCUUUUCCGGAUCAAAAAGUGCGAAACCCUUGAAGCAAAAUCUCCGGGAACGACCAA
Exophiala viscosa is the source of this 1994-nucleotide messenger RNA. RefSeq lists its product as uncharacterized. NCBI's taxonomy places the organism in Eukaryota, Fungi, Ascomycota, Eurotiomycetes, Chaetothyriales, Herpotrichiellaceae. The transcript is spliced from 2 exons. Bases 154 to 1647 code for a protein of 497 amino acids. The record is from RefSeq and is a predicted model, not a curated record.